CCUGAUCUGAGAGCAGCUAAUGCGAGUUUUCGAAAGGCCUUGUAAACGGGCCAAAUCUGACCUGAGAGCCGUCGGCAGCCGGCGCCGCUGUCUCCGCCCCCUCGGCGGGCAAGCGGCCGGCGCAAAAAAAGCAGCAAAAUCGGUCCCGUCCGACCAGCCGAGUGCCAAAAGAAGCCGAUCCGAACCGAACCGAGCGGAGUCGAGCAAAGUCCAAGCUUGUUUUUACCUUAUUUGGCGCUCGUACGCUGUGUUUUUCCUUCGAGUUUAAGCGCGAGCCUCACAGGAAGCACAAGACUUGCUUUUCCUAACGUUCGUGCCGUUGGCCGAGUCGACCAAUGGCACAUGAGAAGCUCGGUCACGUGAGGCUGCGGCCGCUCGCUACUGACUUCCGGGUUCGGCGGACGGGCGACGAUCGCUAAUCGAUGAUCGGUGCGGCGUCGCCAUGGCCACACGCGGGAGCCGCGGCAAGACUUUGAUCUUCAGCGAAGACGGUGAGGAGCUCAACCCUUUCUCCUUCAGGGAGUUCCUGCGCACCAAGGACCGGAACCGGAACCGGAAGCGGACGAGGACGAGGACGUGUCAGUGCGGGGGGUGUGUGAGGAUCGAGACUCGGCUCAGGUUCUACCGCGGAGACGACGACGUCACGCAGCCGAUCGGAAGCCGGGGGAGGAGCUUACAGGAGCUCCACGAGGAGAACGUCUCUCUGACGAGAGCCAUCUCGGCGCUUCGGAGAACAUCGGAAGCAAACGGGCGAAGGGCGGAGGCGCUGGAGGAGGAGCUUCAACGCGGACGGCAGCGGGAGGAGGAGGAGGCGCGAGACCUGGAGGACACGGUCCGCUCCGUGGAGCGCAACCUGCGUGAGAUGACGAAACGAGCGCUGAGGGCCGAGAGCAGCGUGUGCGGGAUGAAGGCGGAGCUUCGGCAGCUGCAAGACCUGGAAGACGGAACCAUGAAUUCUGCUGUCUACCGAGGCAUCCGGAAGGAGAAUGUCCGGCCUUCUCUUCGUGACCUCAAGCUGAAACCAACUUGGGUUCUGCAGCAGGACAAUGAUCCGAUACGCACGAGCAAGUCCACCUCUGAAUGGCUGAAGAAAAACAAAAUGAAGACUUUGGAUUCCUGACCAGAAUCUUAUUGAGAUGCUGUGGCGUGACCUUCAAAAGGCGCUUUGUACCGGCGUUACCAGAUAACCAUGAACCCUUUAUGGUCUUUCUGUCUCCAAAGUGUCCUCUGUCCAUUGACCGUCUGUUGUCGUACAAAUUCCUUGUGUGUUUUUCGGACAUACUUGACAAAUAAAGAUGAUUCUGAUUCUGA
Phycodurus eques (leafy seadragon) is the source of this 1311-nucleotide messenger RNA. It is a transcript of the gene entr1, whose product is annotated as endosome associated trafficking regulator 1. Gene Ontology annotation, molecular function: nucleic acid binding. The record is from RefSeq and is a predicted model, not a curated record. Gene Ontology annotation, biological process: positive regulation of cilium assembly; positive regulation of protein localization to cilium; regulation of cytokinesis. The transcript is spliced from 7 exons. Gene Ontology annotation, cellular component: midbody; recycling endosome; early endosome. The coding region runs from base 443 to 1120 and encodes 225 amino acids. Lineage: Eukaryota; Metazoa; Chordata; Actinopteri; Syngnathiformes; Syngnathidae.